AUGCCCACCUCAACCUCUGACAAGAUGGAAACUKCCUGUUGGGUGAUCCAUGAAUGUCCCAACUAUACAGGCCAUCAGUACUUCCUGAAGGUAAUCUAUCCUGACUGCCAGCACUGGAUGGGUUUCAAUGACUCCAUCACAGCACACAGCAGCUACAGCAGUCUGAGGAAUGACUUCAGAGGCAGCAUGUUGAAGUUCAUGGAAAACUCCCCAUCUUUCCAAGAGGGGUUUCACUUCAGGGACAUCCAGUCUUGUAACAUACUUGAAGAAAGCUGUGUUUUUUAUGAACAGCCACACUUCCAAGGACAGCAGUACCUCCYGAGGCCUGACAAGUACAGGUGAUUCACCAAAUGGGAUGCCAURAGUGCCAAAGUUGGAUCCUUCCAACCAACAAGGGUUAUUUUCUAA
Molecule: messenger RNA, 408 nt
Organism: Malurus melanocephalus (red-backed fairy wren)
Lineage: Eukaryota; Metazoa; Chordata; Aves; Passeriformes; Maluridae
Product: gamma-crystallin 1-like
Biological process (GO): lens development in camera-type eye; visual perception
Molecular function (GO): structural constituent of eye lens
Source: RefSeq, a predicted model, not a curated record